This is a messenger RNA of Aspergillus lentulus, 1863 nucleotides long. RefSeq names its product NupC/NupG family nucleoside CNT transporter. Gene Ontology annotation, molecular function: symporter activity; nucleoside transmembrane transporter activity. Gene Ontology annotation, biological process: nucleoside transmembrane transport. Gene Ontology annotation, cellular component: plasma membrane. The record is from RefSeq and is a predicted model, not a curated record. NCBI's taxonomy places the organism in Eukaryota, Fungi, Ascomycota, Eurotiomycetes, Eurotiales, Aspergillaceae.
AUGGCGGAUGACAAGGCUAUGGAGGUGAACGAGGCAUCUCCCCACGAGACAAUGCGACAUGCAGAUCCUGCGCUGAAUCCCACAAAUCAACAUCACCACGGUCAUCCCCACCAUUCGGGACUGGCCGAGAAGGGUCCAGAAGAAGAUGUGAUCUAUGCCAAAGAUGUCAAAGGCCUGGUCCACGACCCGACUGUGGAGGACAAACACGCUCAUAGCCAGAGUUCGAAAGAUCUCGAGGAAGCAGGUGAAAGCUAUCCAUCGCGGCCCUUCUAUCGCCGCUACAGUAAGUACACCAAGCAUGUCGUGUACGCUGUCGUGUGGCUUUUGUUCACCGGAUGGUGGAUUGCUGGUUUGAUCCUCCAUCGGCAUGACUUGGGCUGGCUCAUCCCGUUCCUGCUGUAUCUGUGCAUCACCUUGCGGCUUCUUACCCUCUACGUGCCCGUGUCCAUCGUGACCAGGCCGGCCUAUUGGGUCUGGGACCAUACCGCUCGGCCAUUCGUUCGCCUGAUCCCCGAGAAAUUGAGGAUUCCCGGCGCGGCGCUCUUGACCAUUGCGGUCAUUCUCGUCGGCUCCUUUGCGUCGGAAGAGACCGCCGAUAACACCAGAGCCAACAGAGCUGUCAGUCUCUUCGGCCUUGUCGUCUUCGUCUUCGCCUUGUGGCUUUCGUCGAGAGACCGCAAGAAGAUCGUCUGGCACACCGUCAUUGUAGGAAUGUUGGUGCAGUUCAUUGUUGCUCUCUUUGUGCUUCGUACCAAGGCGGGUUACGACAUAUUCAACUUCGUCUCGACGCUGGCCAGAGAGCUGCUGGGCUUUGCCGACGACGGCGUUGAUUUCUUGACGGAGCCUGGCUUCGCAAGCAAGCACACGUGGUUCUUGGUGACCGUCAUCCCGGCUAUCAUCUUCUUCGUAUCUCUUGUGCAGCUUCUGUACUACUCCGGCGUCCUGCAGUGGGCUAUUGGUAAAUUCGCCGUCUUCUUCUUCUGGAGUAUGCGGGUCUCUGGCGCCGAGGCCGUCGUGGCUGCUGCCUCCCCCUUCAUCGGACAAGGUGAAUCGGCCAUGCUUAUCAAACCCUUCGUGGCGCACCUUACCAUGGCCGAAAUCCACCAGGUGAUGUGCUCCGGUUUCGCUACCAUUGCAGGCUCCGUGCUGGUCGCCUAUAUUGGAAUGGGCGUUAACCCUCAAGCGCUGGUUUCCUCGUGUGUGAUGAGUAUCCCUGCUUCUCUGGCCGCAUCCAAGUUGCGUUGGCCUGAGGAGGAAGAAACUCUGACGGCUGGCCGUGUCGUCGUGCCCGAGGACGAGGAACACAAGGCUGAAAAUGCGCUUCACGCUUUCGCCAACGGUGCCUGGCUCGGCAUCAAGAUCGCGGGUACGAUUGGGGCGACCCUCCUCUGUAUCAUCUCCUUCGUUGCCUUGAUCAACGGUUUGUUGACCUGGUGGGGACGUUACCUCAACAUCAACGACCCCCCCUUGACCCUCGACCUGAUUCUUGGGUACAUCUGCUAUCCUAUUGCCUUCCUCCUCGGCGUCUCCCGCGACGGAGAUCUGCUCAAAGUGGGCAAACUGAUCGGUGUGAAGCUUGUCAUGAAUGAAUUCGUCGCCUAUAGCGACCUUCAAACCAAGCCCGAGUAUCAGGAACUCUCCGUCCGCUCUCAGAUCAUCGCAACGUAUGCUCUCUGCGGUUUCGCCAAUAUCGGCUCCCUGGGUAACCAAAUCGGUGUGCUCAAUCAACUCGCCCCCCAACGUGCGGGCGAUGUUUCCCGUGUUGCAGUUAGUGCCAUGAUUACCGGCGCCCUGGCUACUUUUACCAGUGCGGCUAUCGCGGGUCUGCUGAUUACGGAGGAGGGCAAGUACCUUAGUCAGUGA